UGAUUGGACACGAGGUAAACAGUCGAGGAAGUUUUGUUUCCUUGUUGUUGCCAUUGGUUCUGGACUAAAAAUGUCAACAAGAAGGCACGGGUUGUUCCAGUCGAUACUCUUCCUCCUCCUUUUCGGCAUCUUACUCGGGUUUGUUGCUGGAGAUCGACGCUUUCAGACACUGGAUCAUUUACAGGCGAAAGCCAGCGAUGGAACCCAAACCGGAGCUGUGCUCGAGCUGCUGAGGAGAUUGUUGGGGGAAACAUCGCGAGAUUUCAUCGUGUCUGUCAACAGCUCGGUUUCCCCAACUGGUCUGGACGUGUGCGAGCUCCGUUCAACGAAAAACGGCAAAGUCGUGGUGGUGGGAAGCAGCGGCGUGGCGGCGGCCGCCGGCGUUUAUUAUUACCUGAAGUACUACUGUAACUGCCACGUGUCGUGGUCUGGGGAUCAGCUGCGCGUGCCCCGACCUUUACCCCAUAUCACAGGUGUUUUGCGAAUCAGCACGCAGCACAGAUUCAGGUACUACCAGAACGUGUGCACUCAAAGCUACUCGACCGUGUGGUGGGACUGGCCACGAUGGCAACGAGAGAUCGACUGGAUGGCACUGAAUGGCAUCAAUCUGCCCCUGGCUUUCAACGGGCAGGAGGCAUUGUGGCAGGAGGUUUACACGUCUCUGGGUCUAAAACAGAAGGAGAUCGAUGACUUCUUUACGGGUCCAGGGUUCCUCGCUUGGAAUCGCAUGGGGAAUCUGUUUGAGUGGGAAGGCCCGCUGCCUCAGUCCUGGCACACCAAACAGCGCUCUCUACAGGUUCAAAUCUUAGAGCGGAUGAGGUCGCUGGGAAUGAUUCCUGUUCUGCCAGCCUUCUCUGGAAUCGUGCCUCGGGGAAUCACACGCUUGUUUCCUGAAGCCAACGUGACCAAGCUGGUGCCGUGGAGCCAUUUUAACUGCACGUAUUCUUGCGCAUAUGUGCUAGACCCACGUGACCCACUGUUCCAGAGCAUCGGCUCUUUGUUCCUGUCGCUGGUGGUUAAAGAGUUCGGGACAGACCACAUCUACAACACAGACACGUUUAAUGAGAUGACGCCUGCCUCCUCAGACCCAGCAUAUCUGACCUCAAUUAGUAGUGCAGUAUUCAGCACAAUGACCUCAGUGGACCCGCAGGCCAUUUGGCUGAUGCAGGGCUGGCUAUUCAUCAGCAGUCCAGAUUUCUGGAAACCACCACAGAUCCAGGCUCUUCUCCACGGUGUACCUCAGGGACGUAUGAUUGUCCUGGACCUCUUUGCAGAGUCCAUGCCUGCUUUUAACUUCACCAAUUCCUUCUAUGGUCAGCCUUUUAUCUGGUGCAUGCUUCAUAACUUUGGAGGAAACGGUGGCCUGUUUGGUGCAGUGGAGCGCAUUAACGCUGGUCCGUUCGAAGCCGCCAAGUUCCCUGGUUCCACUCUGGUGGGCUUGGGCAUUGCACCUGAGGGCAUCGAGCAAAAUCCAGUCAUCUACGAGCUGAUGGCAGAGCUGGCAUGGCACAACGAAGCAGUCAAUUUGACCAAAUGGGCGACACUGUAUGCCUUGCGCCGCUAUGGUACCACUAACGAGAGCCUGGCACUUGCCUGGCGUCUGCUAUUUGGGAGUGUGUACAAUUGUACCAUUCCUGGGUACAAGAACCACAACCGGAGUCCUAUGGUGCAUCGACCCUCUCUGAAGAUGCAUACUGAAAUUUGGUACACCCCAGGAGACCUCUAUGAGGCCUGGAAGCUGAUGUUGGGAGCGGCACCUUCGCUGAUCUCCGUUGAUACGUUCCGUUAUGAUUUGGUGGAUGUAACGCGUCAGGCUGUUCAGCUCUUGACAACACAGUUCUACGAAGAAAUACGAGAUGCGUUCCAGGCCCAGAAGCUUCAAGAACUCUUGACAGCUGGAGGUGUGCUCACUUACGACCUCUUACCCGAACUGGACGGCCUGCUUUCCAGUGAUGUACACUUCCUGUUAGGGGCGUGGCUUGAUCAAGCACGGUCGCUGGGAAUGGACGAACAAGAGGCGGAGCUGUACGAGCUGAACGCCAGGAACCAGAUCACGCUAUGGGGACCUGAUGGCAACAUUCUGGACUAUGCUAGCAAAGAGUGGGCGGGGCUAAUGGUGGAUUAUUACACGCAGCGCUGGAGGUUGUUUGUCAGCACUCUUGUGAAGUGUCUCGACAGCGGCCAACCUUUCAAGCAGGAUGCUUUCAACAAGGCUGUGUUCCAAAUCGAGAGAGGCUUCGUCUACAACCAGAAAAGAUACCCGUCCAAACCAAGUGGGGAUACGUACCACAUCGCUCUGAGGAUAUAUCUCAAAUACUACCCACAUGUUCUAAAGAGGUUAAAACCAUAAAAUAUGAAAACUGUGAAAACAAAAACUGUGCCACAGGAUGGAUAAUAUUUUUUUAAUGUAAUAUGAAAUAUUUUCUAUCUGCUAUUUUUUUAAUCUUGUCAUUUUCUUUAGAUUUUGCUGUACCAUUCCAGUCAAUUUUAUCAUUAAAGGUUUGAUUGUGCAUCUGUACAGUAAUUAAUCAGUCCUAGUAUGUAUUAUAAUUGUACAUUCAAGGACAUUAAAGAAAUUAUUCUA
Messenger RNA from Tachysurus fulvidraco (yellow catfish), 2584 nucleotides. RefSeq names its product N-acetylglucosaminidase, alpha (gene naglu). The record is from RefSeq and is a predicted model, not a curated record. The transcript is spliced from 7 exons. NCBI's taxonomy places the organism in Eukaryota, Metazoa, Chordata, Actinopteri, Siluriformes, Bagridae. The coding region runs from base 71 to 2350 and encodes 759 amino acids.